AUGCAAUCUAAUUCUGUGGUAGAAAAAAAUAUUUUUUAAAUAAAUGCUGAGAAGGGAAAUAUUUUCUUCCUUGGCCAUUAAAAGGAGCAAAAGUAGAUAGAAGCUCCUAAAUUUUUUGCCACAUUUGAGACUCCUUAGGUGAAAAGAUCAAACUCUUUCUUAGAAAAUAUGGAUACUGAAUACAAUAAAAGUUCAGUAAAAAGGGAGUUAAGUCCAAGUUUACUUAGCGAAGGUUUAGAAAUGGAAGAUCUCCAUUAUUAUAUUGAUUAGCGAUUUGAUACUACACCAAAGAUCGACUCAUAUGUGUGUGGAAAGAAAAGAAGACUUAAACAUCUAAAUAAUGAAGACUAACAAUCAUAUAAUAGCUAAAUAAAUAAUUUAAAAGAUUCAGAGUAAAAAAAUGAAGAAGUGUAAUUAUAAAAAUAAUUAAAAUUUAUUUAUUGA
Molecule: messenger RNA, 444 nt
Organism: Tetrahymena thermophila SB210
Lineage: Eukaryota; Ciliophora; Oligohymenophorea; Hymenostomatida; Tetrahymenidae
Exons: 2
Source: RefSeq, a predicted model, not a curated record